UUGCGCCUGCAGCCAUUUCCUCAUCUGCAGCUGAACGUGCUGCAGCCAAACUCUAAGAUUAUUUAUCUUUUUUGCGUUUUAAUUUCCUAUAUUUGAUAUCCGAGAAGGAGAUUUUACUGCCCGAGCGCGUGUGAGGACUUUAAAUCGCCAUCAUGCCGCGGAUUAUGAUUAAAGGAGGCGUGUGGCGCAACACCGAGGAUGAGAUUCUCAAAGCAGCUGUUAUGAAAUAUGGCAAAAACCAAUGGUCUCGAAUCGCAUCCCUGCUGCACCGCAAAUCAGCUAAACAGUGUAAAGCCAGAUGGUAUGAGUGGUUGGACCCCAGCAUAAAGAAGACAGAAUGGUCACGUGAGGAAGAGGAGAAGCUUCUUCACAUGGCCAAACUGAUGCCCACUCAGUGGAGAACUAUCGCCCCCAUCAUCGGGCGCACAGCCGCUCAGUGUCUGGAGCAUUAUGAAUAUCUGCUAGAUAAAGCAGCUCAGAGAGAGAAUGAAGAUGAUGUAGGAGAUGAUCCUCGCAAGCUAAAACCAGGAGAGAUCGACCCAAACCCGGAGACCAAACCAGCCAGGCCUGACCCUGUGGACAUGGACGAAGAUGAGCUGGAGAUGUUGUCUGAGGCCAGAGCUCGACUGGCAAACACACAAGGCAAGAAAGCAAAGCGGAAAGCCAGAGAGAAACAGCUUGAGGAAGCACGUCGUCUGGCUGCCCUUCAGAAGCGCAGAGAGCUGCGAGCCGCUGGCAUCGACAUCCAGAAGAAGCGCAAGAAGAAGAGAGGAGUCGAUUAUAAUGCUGAGAUCCCUUUUGAAAAGAAACCCGCUCAGGGCUUCUAUGAUACAUCCAUGGAGCAGUACGAUCCUCUGGAGCCGGACUUCAAACGCUUGCGCCAGCAGCAUCUGGAUGGAGAACUGCGGAGUGAGAAGGAGGAUCGUGACCGGAAGAAGGACAGGCAGAAGAUCAAGAAGAAAAAGGAGUCUGAUCUGCCUUCGGCCAUUCUGCAGACCAGUGGAGUGUCAGAGUUCACUAAGAAGAGGAGCAAGCUGGUGCUGCCGGCACCGCAGAUCUCUGACGCUGAGCUAGAGGAGGUGGUCAAACUGGGUCAGGCCAGUGAAAUCGCCCGUCAGACGGCAGAGGAGUCUGGCAUCACUAACUCAGCCUCCAGUGCUCUUCUGUCUGAAUAUAACGUGACCAAUAACUCCAUGGCCCUGCGCACACCCAAAACUCCAGCCGCACAGGACAAGAUCCUGCAGGAGGCCCAGAAUCUGAUGGCUCUUACCAAUGUGGACACUCCUCUGAAAGGAGGGCUGAACACUCCUCUUCAUGAGAGCGAUUUCUCUGGGGUCACACCGCAGAGACAGGUCGUCCAGACGCCCAAUACUGUGCUGUCUACACCCUUCAGAACCCCCAGUCACACAGGCGAGGGUUUGACUCCUCAUGGUGGACUGACUCCCAAAGCCUCAGUGGGUGUGACUCCUGGCCGGACGCCGCUGCGGGACAAGCUCAACAUUAAUACUGAGGAGGGGGGAGUGGACUACACUGAUCCAUCCUUCUCUAAACACAUGCAAAGAGAGUCUCGUGAGCAUCUCCGUCUGGGUCUGAUGUCUCUGCCGGUGCCCAAAAAUGACUUUGAGAUCGUUCUUCCUGAAAACGCUGAGAAAGAGCUGGAAGAGACGGAGGGGGACGAGAGUUUUGUGGAGGACGCGGCUGAGAUCGAGCUGCGUAAACAGGCUGCCAGAGAUGCUGAGAGGGAGAAAGAGCUGCGCCAGAGACACACGGCGGUUCAGAGAGAUUUACCAAGGCCUUCAGAAGUGAACGAAACGAUUCUCCGUCCUCAUAACGUGGAGCCUCCUCUGACGGAUCUGCAGCAGGCAGAAGAGCUGAUCAAAAGAGAGAUGAUUACCAUGAUCCACCACGACUGUCUGCAUCACCCAUUCAGCGACACCAAGAAGACUAAAGGAGUGAAUUCCAGCUCCAACAACGCCGAGCACAUCUCCUACCUGGAGAAAACACCCUACGAGAAGGUCUCCGAGGAGGAGCUCAAGAAGGCUGGAGAUCUGCUCCUGCAGGAGAUGGAGGUGGUCAAGCAUGGUAUGGGUCAUGGAGAUCUGUCGAUGGAGGCGUAUAACCAGGUGUGGGAGGAGUGUUACAGUCAGGUGCUGUACCUGCCUGGUCAAAGCCGCUACACCAGAGCUAACCUGGCCAGCAAGAAGGACAGGAUCGACUCUUUGGAGAAGAAGCUUGAGAUGAACCGUGGCCACAUGACGGCGGAGGCGAAGCGAGCAGCGAAGAUGGAGAAGAAGAUGAAGAUCCUGCUCGGUGGAUAUCAGUCGCGGGCGAUGGGUUUGCUGAAGCAGCUGAGUGAAGUGUGGGAUCAGCUGGAGCAGGCCAACCUGGAGCUGCACACCUUCACGGAGCUCAAGAAGCAGGAGGAUCUGGCCAUCCCACGCAGACAAGAGGCUCUGAGAGAAGAUGUUCAGCGUCAGCAGGAGCGAGAGAAAGAGCUGCAGCAGAGAUUUGCUGACCUGAUGCUGGACAAACAGACCCUCGGCAGCAAGAUCUGAAACACACACGCACUCUGUACGUCUCAGUGUCUGCUUUCACAUUCACACACUGCUUUCUGUUUUUAAAACUCCUUUUCUUAUUUGUGCAAAUGCAGCCUCGUCAAUGUAAAUAUGCUGUUUUCCCCAUGUGGAGCUGUUCUUAGUUUAAGAAGCUCUUUUCAGCUGUAAAUUGGAUUAAUGACUGACUUUAAAAUGUGCAUCAAUUACAAAAUAAAUCAGUCCAUCAGAGAA
Molecule: messenger RNA, 2786 nt
Organism: Danio aesculapii
Lineage: Eukaryota; Metazoa; Chordata; Actinopteri; Cypriniformes; Danionidae
Gene: cdc5l
Product: CDC5 cell division cycle 5-like (S. pombe)
Exons: 16
Coding region: 153-2555 (800 amino acids)
Biological process (GO): mRNA splicing, via spliceosome; regulation of transcription by RNA polymerase II
Cellular component (GO): Prp19 complex; spliceosomal complex
Molecular function (GO): RNA polymerase II transcription regulatory region sequence-specific DNA binding; DNA-binding transcription factor activity, RNA polymerase II-specific
Source: RefSeq, a predicted model, not a curated record